Messenger RNA from Leucoraja erinaceus (little skate), 5545 nucleotides. RefSeq names its product RALBP1 associated Eps domain containing 1 (gene reps1). Gene Ontology annotation, cellular component: plasma membrane; cytoplasm. The transcript has 19 exons. Lineage: Eukaryota; Metazoa; Chordata; Chondrichthyes; Rajiformes; Rajidae. The coding region runs from base 83 to 2065 and encodes 660 amino acids. The record is from RefSeq and is a predicted model, not a curated record. Gene Ontology annotation, biological process: endocytosis; endosomal transport. Gene Ontology annotation, molecular function: protein binding; calcium ion binding.
UUAGAAACAAGCUUGUAUUAGUGAAGAUCCAUUACACAAAUCUGUAGUUUCUACGAACAAGCUAAAGCUGAGGCACGCAUCUAUGUAUUCUGAUCUUGAUAGCCAGGGCACGUACACCAGUGCCAUUCCUCCCCCUCCCAGCCGAAUACAAGUGAAAAAAGUCUCCACCAGUGUGCCCCAUGAUGUGAUAGCACAGCGAGUGCCAGCAACAGAACAACAGGAUUCUACAUCCCCAGUUGUGUCGCCUCAUCAUUCGCCACCAUCUUCACCAGUUGCCUGGAGGAAACACAGCAAGCAGCAUCCAAGUGGAGGGUCGGCUGCUGGUGAUGGCAUGUGGCCUGCCCACUCCCCACCUCCCAAUCAAGAGAACUGGGUGAGUUUCACUGAUACUCCUCCGAGCAGCACACUUCCAACAAUGCAUCCCGCUUCCGUUCAGGAACACACAACAGUAAGGACAGUGGCAUCUGCUACAAAUGCCAUGGAAAUUCGCAGGCAAUCUAGUGGCUAUGAUGAUCCUUGGAAGAUUACAGAUGAGCAAAGACAGUAUUACAUCAACCAAUUCAAAAAUAUUCAACCAGAUUUGAAUGGUUUUAUUCCAGGAUCUGCAGCUAAAGAAUUCUUCACGAAAUCCAAAUUACCAAUUCUGGAGCUUUCUCACAUUUGGGAACUAUCAGACUUUGACAAAGACGGCGCAUUGACACUGGAUGAGUUUUGUGCGGCAUUCCAUCUUGUAGUAGCCAGAAAAAAUGGUUAUGAUUUGCCAGAAAAGUUACCUGAAAGUUUGAUGCCAAAGCUGAUCGAUCUUGAUGAUUCGGGAGAAGUUGCUGACCAAGUUUCUGAAACUGGCUUCUCAGGCUCUCCUCCAGAAGUACCCCCGAGCAAAUCACCAUCAAUGCCCUCACUAAACCAGACGUGGCCAGAACUGAACCAGGGCAGUGAGCAGUGGGAGACUUUUAGUGAACGUUCUUCCAGCUCGCAAACUCUGACCCAGUUUGAUUCUAACAUUGCACCAGCUGAUCCUGACACUGCUAUCGUUCACCCUGUGCCAAUCCGCAUGACUCCAAGUAAAAUUCACAUGCAAGAGAUGGAGAUGAAAAGAAUUGGAAGUGAACUAACACACCCAACUAGUCCUUUGCUUACAAACUCGCCAGAACUUUCAGAAGAGACCAAGCUCGCUACCACUGUGAAAUUUGUUGCAGGAAAUACUGUAGAUGGCUACAGCAGUUCAGAUUCAUUUGUUUCUGAUUCUGAGCAGAUUGGAAACAGCAUAACCCGGCAACGUUCGCAUUCGGGCACUUCUCCAGACAACACGCUCAAAACUGCACCUCCUCCACCUCCACCUCGACCACAGCAAUCACACUCAAGGUCGUCUUCACUAGAUAUGAACAGAACCUUUUCUGCAAACAACGCAGGGCAACCACAGGCUGGAGCUGUUGCCUGUCCCCCUGCUGUGCCUCCAAGACCACAGCCAACACAGGUGACUGCGCCUCCAUUACAUCGGCCAGUGGACGUUGAUGGUCACGUGACACACGGCAACACCUCGCCACACCAGAUGCCAGAACAGCCAAACUUUGCUGAUUUUCGCCAGUUUGAAGCAUUUGUAUCGAAGGCCACAGAGCAGCAAGUUGAUGACUCGGAUAGGCAUUCUGAAACUAUUCCGCCAGAGAAGCCUUCGGAUUCAACAGUGACGUUGAGAACAGCAAAGCUAGCUGGUUCUAGUGAUGAAAAGCCAACUGGAAACACAGUAAAAAGUACAACGUGUCUUGUUCCUCCUCCAAAACCCAUUCGGCGAAGACUGCAAUCUGAAGAAGAGCUUCGGGGCGAUGCAGAGGAGCCUACCCCAAAACCCAGCAUCAAUGCCGUUUUAGUCUCGCACUCUUCGGUUUCAAGGUCAAUUGGAAAAGAUAAAAAGUCCAUUCAAGCUUCGAUCAGAAGAAAUAAAGAAACUAACACAGUGCUAGCCAGACUCAACAGUGAAUUACAACAACAGCUGAAGGAUGUACUUGAGGAAAGGAUCUCGCUUGAGGUGCAGCUGGAGCAACUUCGGCCAUUUUCGCACUUGUAGGGCAGGAGCUUCCUGGCCACGUGGGUGAAACUAAAGAUCGUGUUGGUGCAGAUGUGCCACUGGAUCCUGACUACUCCCUGCAGGCAGCUUAACUGCUCAGCUUUGUGGGUCUAUUAUGCAGUGAUAGUUUCCAUGGUUAACUUCAUAGAACUGCUCACUUGUCAUGUGGUGCCAUUUGUUUAAAAAAAGGGAGAAAUAAAAUCAGGGAGCUGUGAAGCUGGUAAAUAUUCUGGUCAAGGUGGGGUGGUGGGGGGGGGGGGAGAGGAAUGGAAUAGAGGCAAUUACAAUAGUUUUGAUUAUACAGAACAGCAAAUAAUUUCAUCUUCUCCCUGAUUCCCUUCCCUUCAAAUCUGUCCUCAAUUUAGACAAGAGAAAUUACUUGCCAAUAAGACAAUUCUUAAAUAAGAUGAGCAGGCCAGAGUAGUUCCUGUUGAAUCCUCGAAUCAUUGUCAUUGAAGGAGGAUUGCUGCCAGUUUGCUUCAACAUUUGAAGCACUGUGUUCAGUAAGCCAAUGUCAAGUGUUUUAUAGUCUUGGGAAAUAUUUGGUAGAAUUGUGAGACAUGGAAUGGAAGAGCUCUGCUAAGAGUGGCCGUAUUUCCCGUAUCAGUGUUCAAAGGGGUGUCUCAAAAUGCUUCUCCCUACUCCUUAACUUGCAUAGCUUUCUGUUUGGGUGAGGCCUGUGUUUGUGCAGCUUGAGUAAAAAGGACUUGGCCCUUUUUGUGUUUGAAUAUUCAAAACUUUUUUGCAUUGCAUUACUGCAGCAGAAACACUAAGAAGAGUAUCCCUAAUCAAUUGGAACAAGCUUGGUGGUGUUGUGAGGCUUGGUUGAAGAUAUGUAAUGAAAUAUUUUGCACUACUGAAGUAUAAGUGUAUUCAUGUAUUGCUAGUUAUGGUUCAAAACCACUUUUUAAUUGGAGGGUGUAAAAGAUAAUAUAUGCUUGGAGUUGGGGUGAAAAUGUAGAGACCACCACUAAGAUUUUUUAAUAUAAAUUGAAGCCAUUGAAUUGUUGAGGACCACCAGCCGGUGUAUUUACACUAAAGCAAUCAGUUGGUUUGAGCAUGUCAAGAAGCUUGGGUGCUGGCUUUUUUAAUACUGAGUGCACUGGACUCGCUAAUAAAGUUGCUCUGUGGCCGUAUCCCAGUAGUUCUGUUGUAAACAUUCACAGGGGAAAUUAUUGUAGCAUAAACCACAAACGGGGUUGGAUUUGGGAGGGAUGCUAGGUGCAGUUGUAUGCAUAUGGCAUCUUGAGUUUGAGUAAAAUAUUACACAGAGCUAAAUCUGUGCGCCAUUUGUUUGGAUAGUGAAUUAAGCAGGUGAAUCUAUACUCUUUCCCCAGCCUCUGCACUCACUGGAAGUGACAGUGUGUGAAGUUUUUCUAGUAAGGGGGUUUGUGGGGAUACAUUAUGACUUACGAAAGACAACUUAAGUGUGUGUGUGUGUGUGUGUGUAUGUUAUUAAUCUGCAGUUGUGCGAUUACUCAACACCACCUCUGUCUGCAUGCUGUUGAGCAACCUCUGCUCAUUACCUUUUCAUUUCACCCACAUCACAUUCUGAGUACUGAUAGAUGCUGUCCACCUCCCUGACACAGCUAAAGAUAAUCCUCUUCACAUUUAAUACUCAAACUAAUUGAAGAUUGUACAAAACUAGAGAAUUUUUCUUUAAAUUAUUAUGCAAGGAACAACAUUUUAUAAUUGUUUGACUUCAUUGUUCAGUAUUCUAAGGGUUAGUGUGAUUUGCAGUUUCUUAUCUGUGUACUUUUUUAAAGAAAACAAGUUUCCGUUUGGGAAUAUUUUUGGUUUCUCUAACUUCAAGCCUUACCUUUACGGCUUUGUAGUUUAACAGAGAGGGAUGUUUGGACAGAUGGGGAGAAGAGGGGGAGGCCUUCCAUUUUCACCCAAUGAGAGUCACCUUGCUAUUCAGGUCAAUGUACUGUAUAAGGAGUAUGAUGUAAAUUGUAUGAUACACAUUUUUGAUCUUGUAUGUAAAUUUACAUUAAAUUGCUGACUAACAGCAAAUCUAUUUAAUUGCUUAUUUUGGCUCUGGGAUCUUGGGUAUUCAACUGCAUGGAUGUAUCUUGGCAGAGCAAAGUAGCAACUGUGAUUUUUACACAAAUAAAACAGCACAAUAUUUUAUCUUGACAACUUGCUCCAUUCACCGUUGGUUGGUUCACUGUUUUCUUGAGUUCAGUCCUCACAGAGAAUUGCUAAUAUCUGCAACUAUGAUAUUGAUGGAUGAGACCUGUAAAAGCAGAUAAUGAUUUUUUUUUUGUGGAAUUUACUUUAAAGAAAAAUAUACAAGGGACCUGUGAAACCUAUUGUUUAAAGCCUGGAGCACAUCACAUGGCUAAUUCAUCUUCUGUCAUCGAAUGGUAGACACAAUGCUGGAGUAACUCAGCGGGACAAGCAGUAUCUCUGGAGAGAAGGAAUGGGUGACGUUUCGAAUCGAGACUUCUUCAGACUGAUGUCAGGGGAGUGGGUGGUACAGAGAUACAAUGUAGUCCGAGACAGUAAGACUGGUGAGAGAACUGGGAAGGGGGAGGGAAUGUAGAGAGAAGGAAAGCAAGGGGAACUUGAAGUUAAAGAAGUCGAUGUUCAUACCGCUGGGGUGUAAGUUACCCAAGUGAAAUAUGAGGUGCUGUUCCUCCAAUUUGAGCUGGGCCUCACUCUGACAAUUGAGGAAGCCUAGGACAGAAUCUGUCAUCAAUUCCUCUCCGUAAUAUAAAGCAGUGAUGCCAUCCUGCAAAGGUCAAUUGGUAAACACCCUAACUUAGAUGUGUAUUGCUGUUCCUUCAUUACCACUACCUCAAAAUCCCAGAACUCUAUCCGACAGUACCUUGGGAAACCUGCACACAACUAUUUCAAUUGAAGGUGGUUCACACUACCCAGCUGAGAACAAUUUCAGUUCAUCAAUAAACUGGGUUUGUAAAUAAUGUCCACAACCAAAAAUGUAUAACAGAGAACGAAGUAUUACCCGGUAAGUUAAAGAAAAGAAGAAUCCUGAGCAUUGCUUUUGAGCCAAACUGCAACUAAAGAUGUAUGAACUGACAAAAUGCAACUGGUGCAUUGCAGUCAGGAAAAACGUCAUCAAAAGUUGCAAACAAAGAAAACUGAGCUUGCCCUUCCUGUUCUGUUUUAGUUAAUGCAGAAACCCCCAAAAAAGUGACUGUAAAGUUAGCAGUAUCAGCAAGGAUACUAUGAUGCUGGGGCUUGUCUACAGUUCCAGUAUUUGUGCAAACAUCACUGUAAUAUUGGUUAGUUCAAAUGUCUUUGGGGGAUAGACAUUAAAUCAAGGUCUUUUAUGCUGUCUGAGAUACAAAACACCUGGCUCUUUUAAAGAGCAGAAUAACGUGCUGUAUUACUAUUUUUGAUCUGGGUUUUUAGCAUUUUCCAGCAAAACAUGGGCAAUGCAUUUCUCAUUCAUUUUAAAUCACUGCAAAAAUACACGCUGUUGCUCUAAUCAAACUAUUCUCUAAGUUGUUU